AUGAAACGAAGAUUUGCGAAUGGAGGAUGUGGUGAAGUGGAAUUGACGAGGAAGAGGAAGAGGAAGGUGUGUGGGUUAUGGUCGUUGCCAGAUGAUGUGGCGUUGACCUGCCUGGCUAAACUGUCGAGAGUGGACCUCGCUGCCUUAGCGAUGGCUUCCAAGAUACACCGGCCUCUGGUAGUGUCCCCUGAGCUCUGGAACUUGAGGUGGCGGAUGGGUUGCGUCGAGCCAUGUCUGUACGUGUUCUUGCACAUCUUUCCAGACCCAUGGCCACGGUGGUUCAUCUUCCACCCCGCGAAACGUCGGCUGAAACGGAUCUUUUCGAAACUGUACCCGGCUCCGGAGUCAGGGUCCUGUUUCGUGGCGAACAGUUGGGGAUUCUUUGUCAUCGGCGGACUCAAGAACGGAAAACCCACUUCGGAGGUGACGUUUUUCGACUGUUUCCAGCACAGAGUGUACCGCUUCCCGCCCAUGAUGAUGGCUCGAUGCGGAGCCUCGGCAAGCCAGAUAGACGACAAGAUAUACGUGUUCGGAGGUGUGGCUGAUUCCGAAUCCGAUUCCUCAAACUAUGUAGAGGUGUUUGAUCUCAGGACAUUAACUUGGGAGUUGUUGUCUGUGUCUACACCACCCAAGAUGCCCCUCAAAAUCCAGCGAAGUGCGGUGGUGAAAGAGAAGAAGGAGAUUUGCGCGGUGGAUGAGAAGGGUCAAAGCUUCUUCUUUUCACCGGAAAAACGUAUGUUUGUGGCAACCGGAAAAACAGAUUCUAAGGCACGACACAGAAACCAUUGGUGUUCCAUGGGGUCAUUCUUAUUCUGCCACGAUUCCCGCCACCGGAGAAUACUGUGGUGUUUGCCACGUGACUUGGAUUGGAAGGAAGUGAAGGGUUUACAAGAGCUCCGUGGUUAUGACAUCUGCAAACUCUGCACCAACCGUGCCGGCAAGGUUUUCAUCUUUUGGAAAGUUCCUCAGACUCUGGAGCUUUGGUCUGCCCCGAUCUCCCUCCGGCAACGCGAGACACCCGAGGGACUCGAGCUUUCGGGCGACAUUGACUGGUACCGUGCUCUCCUCCAACACUCUUGUCUCGGCGUUAACUUGUUACAUGCUGGUUUUGCCUAUACCUGA
Messenger RNA from Thlaspi arvense, 1122 nucleotides. NCBI's taxonomy places the organism in Eukaryota, Viridiplantae, Streptophyta, Magnoliopsida, Brassicales, Brassicaceae. The record is from the annotation of a GenBank genome assembly.